AUGUGUUACUAGAACCACUUGUGCAGCUGCUACUAUCUAAGCUGCCUGCAUUGCUACUGGACAGGAACUGCAUGUGUCGAUAAGACAUGUACAAAUGCACCAGCAACUAUGACAACCAAUUCAGCUUGUGCUGGAUUCGUAACAGGAUGUAUCACCAAAUCUGGAGGUGGUUGUGUUUCCAAUGGAGCAUGUUCAGCAGCAAAUGUCUAAGCAGCUUGUGUGAAAAAUACAUCUGGAACUGAUUGCAUUUGGGAUACAACAUGCAAAGAAAAGACCUGCGCAAAUGCACCAACUACCAAUAACACUCAUGACUUAUGUACAUCAUAUUUAUCAACAUGUACUGUUAAAUCAGGAGGCGGAUGCUAACCUAGAACUUGUGCAAAUGCCCCAACAACAAUAACAACUAAUGAUGCAUGCGAAGCAUAUUUACCAGCUAAUAACUGUAUAACAAAGAGUGGAGGUGGAUGUGUACCAAAUACUACAUGUGCAGUAAUUACCUUAGAAGCUGCUUGUGUUAAAAACUCUUCUGGAGCUACUUGUUUCUGGGAUUCAGCCAGUUCAACUUGCAAGGAUAAAACUUGUGCUAAUGCUCCAUCAACUAAUACUACUAAUGAUUUAUGUGUUGCCUUUUUAUCAUCUUGUACAGUAAACUCAACCAAUGCUGGUUGUGUUGAUAAAACAUGCGAAAACUCAUUGGCAUAAACAAUUUGUGAUAAAGAUCUCAACAAUAAAGCUUGUAUUUGGAAAGGAAAAUGCUAUAAAAGAGAAUGCGUUUUAGCUUCAUCAACCACAGCAACUCAUGCAGAUUGCUAAACUUAUGAUGUAGGUUGUACUUUGAGUAAUACUGGUACUGGAUGUGUUCCUCUACCCCUUAAAUGUGAAGCCAUUACAAUUGAAGCUGCCUGUAAUAUUAGAUUAUAAGUUACAAGUGGAGUUAAAUCCUACCCAUUAUGUGGUUGGAAUGGUUCAUCUUGUAUUGAUAAAGCUUGCUCCACUGCUCCAAAAACAACAGCAACAACAUCUGAUUGUGGUACUUACAAAUCAGGUUGUGUAGCAAAUAACCCUGUUAAUGGAUCAAUUUAAGGAUGUUAAGAUUUACCAACAACUUGUGCAGCGAGAAAAUCAACUGAAAAUUGUGAAAUCACAAGAACUGGAUUCCCAACAUGCUUAUGGAAUAGUGCUACAUCAGCUUGUGUUGAAAAAUCUUGCUCUACUGCAAGCGUUACAACAACAACAGGAUUUUUGACAGUUUUCAGCAAUACAAAUUGUUUAGCUUAUUUGUCAAAUUCUGCUUGUAUUGCAAAUAACACAGCAGAUGGUUGCAUUCCAAAGCCAUCAAGUUGUGGUUCUUUGACUACUUCAGCUAAUUGCGGAGUUGGUUCAAAAGCAAAUGGAGAUUGUUAUUGGAAUGGAACUACUUGUGUUGAUAGAACAUGCUCAAACAUUUCAUUAUCUACUCACUCUGGUUGUAAUGGUGUUUUGAAUACAUGCACAGUGAAUAAUGCAAAAACAAUUUGUUAGAGUUUGGCUACAGCUUGUACUUCUUAUGGGUCAAGUGAAAAUUGUAAGUAAACCUCUGCUGGAAAAACUUGCAUAUGGACAGGAACAGCUUGUAGAAAUGCAACUUGUUUAGAUGCAUCAGAUACUAAUUCUUUCGAUUCAGAUGGAGAGUGCUCAGCUUAUCCAACACCAAGUGAUACUUGUACAGUUCUAUACAAAACUGGAGCAGUCGGAUGUGUGACAAGAUCAGCUAAUUGCAGUGACUAUGUAUCAUAAGCUUAAUGCGUAAGAACAUUAACAGCAGCUUCAGAUGAUUGUACCUGGAAAUCCUCUCAUAGCAAAUGCUUUUCUAAUACUUAUCUUUCAGGUGCAUGCUCAACCUUUUAAGGUACAAAAACUUUAUGUGAAGCUAUUAAAACCGGCUGCACUAAUGCAGUGGGCGCUGUGGAAACAGAUACUUGCACAUUCUCUUGUGCUGUUGUAACAGGAACAAGUUUAACUCAUGCAGGUUGUUAAGGAUACAGUACUACAUGCACUGCUAAUUCAGGUGGAACUGCUUGUCUUACAUUAGCAGCAGCCUGCAGUACUUAUACAGCUUAAGGUGAUUGCGUGAGAAGAACAGAUGGUUUAUCAUGCUUUUGGAAUGCUGGUGCUUCUCCUGCUGCUUGUUAAGAUAUUACUUCAACAAAUUGUAAUGCUCUUGCAUCAUUAACAGGUGCAACCCAUGCCUCAUGUUAAGCAUAUAGUACUGCUUGUACUUCUAUUUCUGAUGGAACAGCAUGCUAAGCUAUAUAAGCAGCUUGCUCUAGUUACUCAGCAUUAACUGCUUGUACUAAAAGAACAGACGGCUUAAAAUGCUUUUGGAAUACUGGUGCUACUCCUGCUGCUGCUUGCCAGGAUAUUACUUCAACAAAUUGUAAUGCACUCGCAUCAUUAACAGGCGCAACUCACGCUACAUGUUAAGCAUAUAGCACUGCUUGUACUUCCAUUUCUGAUGGAACAGCAUGCUAAGCAAUAUAAGCAGCUUGCUCUAGUUAUUCAGCGUUAACUGCUUGUACUUAAAGAACAGACGGCUUAAAAUGCUUCUGGAAUACUGGUGCUACCCCUGCUGCUGCUUGUCAAGAUAUAACAUCAGCAAAUUGUAAUGCUCUUGCAUCCUUAACAGGAGCAACUCAUGCCUCAUGUUAAGCUUAUAGUACUGCUUGUACUUCUAUUUCUGAUGGAACAGCAUGCUAAGCAUUAUAAGCAGCUUGCUCUAGUUACUCAGCAUAAACUGCUUGUACAUAAAGAACUGAUGGCUUAAAAUGUUUUUGGAAUACUGCUGCUACCCCAGCUGCUGCUUGUCAAGAUAUUACUUCAGCAAAUUGCUCUUUAAUCACAGGAUUAUCAAGUGCAACUCAUGCCACAUGUUAAGCAUAUAGCACUGCUUGUUAUCUUAAUAUAGCUGGAAAUGCUUGCUAAGCAUUUAGCACAUGUGAAGCACUAACAGGUUCAAAUCUAACUUGGACUAUUUGUUAAGCGUUUAGUACUACUUGCAGUGUUAAGAGAGAUGGAACUGGUUGCGUAACAAUUUAAUCUGCAUGCACUGGAUACACAACAAUUGCUAAUUGUUAUAGAUCAACUGCUGGAUAUUGUACCGCUAAUAGUGGUGAUUCUGCCUGUUAAGCUAUAUCAGCUUCAACUACUUGUGAAUAAAUAAAAUUAGGAUCAUCAUUUGCUUUUGAUGACACAAAAUGUAAUACUUUCAAAACUGGUUGCAUAGCAUUAGGUACAUCAGGAUGUUAAACCAAGACAUGUGCUAAUAAAACAACACCAUUUGCUCAUUCAGAUUGUAAUACUUGGUUAAGUACAUGUACCUCAAAUGCUGUUUCUUCACCAACUGCAUGCACAACUAUGGCAGCCACAUGCGCUAGUUUGACUACAUCAACAUGUGUUUACGCAGUUGAAGGUGAAUGUGUUGUCUCAGGAACAUCUUGUGUCCGAAAGACUUGUGAUACAGCUUCAGCAGAUACAAGUUUCGACUCACAUGCUGAAUGUAUUGCAUAUCUAUCUACAUGCACAGUUGCAAGAACAGGAGGUUGCUAAGCAAGAGCUACUUGUGCUUCAUACAAAUCAAGUUAAUAAUGUAAAUUCAAUUCAACUGGUGGAAAGUGUUUCUGGAAUCCAAAUAAUAAGACAUGCGUUGAUUUAAAUUGUGGUAACAUUGAAGCCACAACAACUUACGAUACUCAUGCUGAAUGUGUAGCAGUUGAUACAUAACUCCUUUGUACAGUUAGAGCUACAAAUGGAGCUGCUGUUCCUGGUUGUAUGGCUAGAGGAGCCUGCAGUUCCUAUUCAAUAGAAGAUUAAUGCAAAACUAAUCCAAGUGGCGGUGUCUGUGUUUGGAACACAAAUUUAACCACACCAGUAUGUUAAGAUAAAUCAUGCACUACUGCUCCAACUGCAACAGCAACCCAUGCUGAUUGUGAUUCCUAUUUCUCCACAGCUACUAUUAAAUGCACAGUUGUUGCUACACCAGAUACAAAUGGAGGUGCCGCAGUCCUAGGAGGUUGUCAAUAGACAGCAGCUUGUUCAUCUUAUAUCCAUUAAGAAUAAUGCAGAUUCAAUGCUACAGGAGAUCUUUGUGGGUGGAAUGGAACUUAAUGUGCAGAUAAGUCAUGCGCUACUGCACCUGCAACUACUGAUUAUGAUGAUAAUGAUAAAUGCAGAGCUUACUUCAAUAAUAAAUGUACAGUUGCAAGCUCAGGACAAGGAUGUGUUGAUAUUCCAGAUACAUGUGAAUCUAUGACAUAAAAGUAAUGUGUUUCUGAUAAGACUGGCAGAUCAUGCUAUUGGAAUGGAACAGCUUGUAUCACAAGAACUUGUGAAAAUGCCCCAGAUUCAACAGCUUCGGCUGAAGACUGUAAUACCUAUCUUGCUGGAUGUACUUUAGAUUCAGUAAAAUGCAAGACAAAGGUUUGUGAAGAUUUUGCUUUUGCCACUGAUGCCUUGUGUAAAUCAGCCUUAAGCACAUGUACAACAAAUGGAACAAAUUGUGUCACAAGAGGAACUUGCUUCUAAGCUUAGAACUAGGCUGGAUGCGUUACUUCAUCAGCAAAUGUAUAAUGUGAAUGGAUGCCAGCUGUAGGAACUAACUAAGCAUAUUGUACUGUUAAGACUUGUAAUACAGCCCCAGCAACAUUAACCUCUGAAUCAGCUUGUGCAAGUUAUUUCACAAAUUGCACAACAAAGAAUGGUGGUGGAUGCGUUACUAAGUCAACAUGUUCUGCUGUUACUAUUGAUGUUGCUUGUACAACAGCUCUUAACGGAACUGUUUGUGCUUGGGAUAGUGCAUAAAAUAAAUGCAGAGAUAAAGAUUGCUAAGAUUUCAGCGGAACUACUCAUGCUGCAUGCCAAACCUAAAGAGCUGGAUGUACCGCUGGUGCCAAUGGAAAAUGUGCUAGAGUUUAAAAUUGUGAAUAAACUACUAUCAGAAGUGCUUGUAUUGAAGGAACAAAUGGACCAUGUUUAUGGAUAAACAAUUAUGUUAACUCUGACGGAUCUAAAGGAGCUUGUUUCAGAUAUACAUCAUGCAAGAGUUUGGCUUGGAAUUCAGAUACAUCAUGUAAAUGGAUUAGUAAUUAAUGUACAACUAAUGGAUCCAAUUGUAUUGGAAUUACUUUGUGCUCUGAAACUAAUACUGAUGGUGGAUGUGUUUCAGGAUAUGAUGGAGCUUGUAUUCAAUCAGUCCCAGCCUUGAAUUCUUCAGAUCCAAAGGUUUGCAAACCAUAUACAUCUUGUGCUGAUGCUUUCUACACAACUCAUUCAGAUUGUUAAACUGCUAGUAAGAAGUGUACAACAAACGGAACAACUGGUUGCAUUGCCUUAGGAUGUUAUUUCAAUGAUAAAGGAGCUCUUUUAACAUCAGGAGCCAUUACUUCAACAGGUAUUUGUACUUGGGAUACCACUGCUAGUAGUUGCAGAGAUUAAUCAUGUGCUGAUUUGACUGGAACAACCCAUGCAACAUGUUCUUCAUAAUUAUCAACAUGCACAUCAGAUGGUACAAGUUGCUUAGUCAAAGGAGCAUGCACAUCAUACACUACUUAAACUGCCUGCACAACAGCAGUUGGAUCAGAUGGUAUUUGCUAUUGGGAACUUGCUUCUUCUACAAAUAACAACACAGCCAAAUGUAGAUUACUUGCUUGUGCUGAUAUUCAAAAUGGUACAUCAACCAAUGUUUGCGCAGUUGCCUUGUCAUCAUGCGUUUCAAAUGGAACCCGGCUUGCAUUGCAAAAGCUAACUACAGCAUGUAACUCAGGUGGAUUAGAUGGAAUUUGCGUCUUCACUCAAUCAACUGCUACAGGAGCUGCUGCUGGUACCGGAACUUGUGCAUUAAUGACAGCAUGUACCACUGCAAACAGUGAUUAAGUUGCCUGUUAAGCUGCUAAGGAUAGAUGUUCAUGGACUGCAGCAUCAGGAACUGGAACAACAGCAGUUGCUAGUAAAUGUGCCACUCACACUUGUGCUACAAACUAAGCUACAAAUGGUGCUUGCACAAGAUUCUUGAAUUGGGAUAAAAAGACUUAAUAAAUUUGUACUCUUGUUAGUGGAGCAUGCACAGCAACAGACCCAUCAACUUUGUCAUUAAAUGAUUGCUUCUAGGUUUCUGGAUAUACUUAUACUUGGAAUGCAUCUACAAGCAAGUGCGGAGUCUGCACUGCUGUUGUUGUUUAACCAAAUAAUACAGAUAAUAAUACAAACAACAACACAAAUAAUGAAACAACAACUGAUUCAGGAUAUAUUCUUGGAUUAUCAACAAUCGUUUUGGGAUAUCUCAUGUUCUGAUGAGAAUGAUUUUAUAAAUUUAUAUAGGGAAAAAUUAUCUUAAAUUUAAAACAAAUAUUU
This is a messenger RNA of Paramecium tetraurelia, 6384 nucleotides long. RefSeq lists its product as uncharacterized. The record is from RefSeq and is a predicted model, not a curated record. Lineage: Eukaryota; Ciliophora; Oligohymenophorea; Peniculida; Parameciidae. The transcript is spliced from 4 exons.